UGCAUAUUUAACACAGUGAGGCCCAGUUCGAACUCCAAAGCUGGUUAAAUAUGUUACAAACUCGGUUCGAGAGAGAAAACUAAUAAUAUUAAAUCGGAAUAUCCGCAGGGGUCCGACAGCAGGCUGAACCUACGCUGAAAGGAUUACGCCAACCGCUGGUUGCCUGCUGGCCCAUCGCAAUCAUGACUUCCAAUGCACCAUCUGAAUGCUGCAUGGCAGGACAUCUGCACGAUGGCAGGGCCAGUGGGGAGAUCCAAGAACUUGCCAACAUCUCGACGUACAUCACCUAUCCACCUGAUCGGUCGACGAAGAAGGCCAUCUUGUUCCUCACCGAUGGCAAUGGCCAUCGCUUCAUCAAUGCCCAUUUGAUGGCGGACCAGUUUGCCGCCCGUGGCUUCCUCGUAGUUAUGCCCGACCUCUUCCACGGUGAUCCCAUCCCAGUCGACCAUGGGCCCGAUUUUGAUAUCAUGGGCUGGUACAACCAACACCUGCCACCUACGGUCGAUCCUAUUGUCGAUGCUAUACUAGGGGAGAUGCGCACUACCCUCGCCUGCCAGCAAGUCGGCACUGUCGGGUAUUGUUUUGGCGGCAAAUAUGUGUGUCGCUACCUCAAAGCUGGCAAACUAAACGCAGGGUUCGUUGCCCACCCAACCAUGGUGACGGUGGAGGAGCUUGAGGGGGUCGAAGGGCCGUUGAGCAUUGCUGCAGCCAUUGUUGAUCCCGUCUUUACCACUGCCAACCGCCACGAGAGCGAGGGGAUCCUAGCUAGAGUUGGUGUUCCUUUUCAGAUAGAUUUAUUCUCUGAUGUAGAGCACGGAUUUGCGGUCCGCUGUGAUCAAGCAGAGCCGCGACAGAGAUUCGCCAAAGAAGCGGCAUUUGAGCAAGCUGUGGCAUGGUUCGAUCGGUAUGUGAAGGAGUGAAUGACUGGAGCCAGCCAACAUUUGAUUCACUGUUCAGGUUGGACGGCUGAGGCUAGACCUUUCCAUUAUGGUUCAUCGCAUGCUCAAUCUUCAGCGGCACUAUGCAUAAAUUGAUGUCACAAACUUCCCUGGGUUACAGAUGUAUCUUCUUCGCAGACUUCAAGGAGUGCUGGUCCUUGUUUCGGGGAUUACAUAUAGUACAUAUACUCCGUACUACCUAUAUACCCAUUCCAUCAAGGCCAGAGAACUUCCGGGAGGAGUAUUGCAUGAGACGAACGAAAAACGAGGUUCUAUCUUAGGACAUAGCAGUAAAUAGUCGUACAUCGAUAGUUCCUUCCGCAUCAAAAAUUCCUCUCUGGCAAUGGAAUGAUUGCCAUCGCGUUAUUUUGAGCGACGCGUU
This is a messenger RNA of Aspergillus eucalypticola CBS 122712, 1320 nucleotides long. Its product is annotated as dienelactone hydrolase family protein. The transcript is spliced from 4 exons. Gene Ontology annotation, molecular function: hydrolase activity. Bases 183 to 920 code for a protein of 245 amino acids. The record is from RefSeq and is a predicted model, not a curated record. Lineage: Eukaryota; Fungi; Ascomycota; Eurotiomycetes; Eurotiales; Aspergillaceae.